Theobroma cacao (cacao) is the source of this 702-nucleotide messenger RNA. The record is from RefSeq and is a predicted model, not a curated record. NCBI's taxonomy places the organism in Eukaryota, Viridiplantae, Streptophyta, Magnoliopsida, Malvales, Malvaceae.
AUGACUAAAAAUACGGUGAAGAUUUCCUACAUCACCAAAGAUUCUGCAAGGAAAGCGACCUUUAGGAAAAGAAAGAAGGGUCUGUUGAAGAAGGCGAGCGAACUAAGUACCCUUUGUGGGAUAGAUGCUUCUGUGAUUAUUUACAGUCCUUAUAACACUCAACCUGAGGUUUGGCCAUCUCCUACAGAAGCCGAACGCGUGCUCUCGAAGUUUAAAAAGAUGCCUAAGAUGGAUCAAAGCAUGGAGAUGAUGAGCCAAGAGAGUUUCCUUAAGCGAAGGAUCGAACUAGCCAACAAACAGCUCAAGAGACAGUGUAGGGACAAUCGUGAGGAGGAGAUCACACAAGUCAUGUUCCAAUGCCUGGCAGGACAAGGGUUCGAGAAUUUGAACAUGAUGGAUUUGAAUGACCUCGAGUGGUUGCUCGAGCAAAACAUGAGGGAUAUUGACAGGAGGAUUAAUAUGCUUACCAAAGCAUCUCAUUCCCAAGGGUCCGUAGCAGCAGCAUCAGCAACAAUGGCAACACCAGAAGCGAUGCUGAAGAGUGGAGAGAAGGUGCACGUAGAGAGUCCCGAGCGUGAGGUGAGCCCAGAAACAGAGCAGAGGCAACAGUUGAUCAAGGACCUGAUGCAUUCACCAGAGAACAUAGGACUUGAUUCGGUGCUCUCAUUUGGGGACAACAACCCUAUUGCUUUUUUCCCUUAG